Molecule: messenger RNA, 1719 nt
Organism: Cutaneotrichosporon cavernicola
Lineage: Eukaryota; Fungi; Basidiomycota; Tremellomycetes; Trichosporonales; Trichosporonaceae
Exons: 7
Coding region: 1-1719 (572 amino acids)
Molecular function (GO): heme binding; iron ion binding; oxidoreductase activity, acting on paired donors, with incorporation or reduction of molecular oxygen
Source: RefSeq, a predicted model, not a curated record
AUGGCGUCACUCACAGAAAUUCCGAUCGUGGCCAAACUUGUCGACAUCCCGCUCGUGUCAACCCUCGCUGCCCAUCCUUACAUCACCGCCGCGCUCGUCGCCCUAGUCGUCGGAUAUCUCUACCUCUUCCCCUACACGGAGCGGCGGUAUGGAAUUUACAACAUCCCCGGUCCGCCUAACCCGAGCCCAUUCUGGGGCAACCUCAAAGAGGUGAUAGGUGCUCCGCCAAACGCAAAGCACGAGGAGUGGUUCCAACAGUACGGCAAUGUUGUCCGCUACAAUUUCCUUAUGGGCGGGCAGCGCUUGUCAUCAGUCGAUAUGGGAUUCAUCGGACACGUCUUGCAGCACAAUGACGACUUUAUCAAGCCCAUCCGCGCCCAAGAGAUGCUCGAACGCCUGCUAGGUAACGGCGUUCUCAUCGCCGAGCACGCGGCUCACCGUCGCCAGCGCCGCGUGCUCAACCCCGCGUUCUCAGUCGCCGCAAUCCGCGACAUGGUCCCAAUCUUCUACGAUAAGAGUUACGAGUUACAGCGCAAGCUUAUCGACCUCAUCGAAGAGCCCUCGCAGGACGACCAGGCCUCACCCACGCCCGCCAAGCCCGAGGAUGUCGUCAAAGGCGCGCGCAAGAUAGACGUCAUGCGCUACUUGGGUGCCGCGACGCUCGACGUCAUUGGUCUUGCCGGGUUCGACUACGACUUCAAUGCGCUCCACGACAACAAGAAUGAGCUUGCCGAAGCCUUCCGCACCAUGUUCUCGGCUGGCAUGGGUGUGUCGGCGAUGAAUGUGCUGCAGAACUUUAUCCCAGCCUUGCAGCUGAUCCCCACCAAGUCUAGGGAGGCGACGCGUCGCAGCCGUGCCAUCACCGUCCGCAUUGGCAAGGAACUCAUGGACAACAAGAAGAAGGCUGUUCGGGCCCUGUUCGCUGGCGAGGUGGAGAAGGGCUCGGACAUUGGCAAGGACCUCCUCUCGCUCGUGAUCAAGGCGAACAUGGCUUCUGACCUUCGUCCAGACCAGCAGUUGACUGAUGACGAGGUGCUCGCGCAGAUUACCACCUUUAUGCUUGCCGGCAACGAGACGUCGUCGACUGCACUUACUUGGCUUCUUUACCGCCUCUCCAUCCACAAGGAUGUCCAGGACCGACUGCGUGCCGAGUGCCAGGCGGUACCAACGGACCGGCCGAGUAUGGAGGAAAUCAACGCACUCCCGUUCCUCGACAAGUGCGUACACGAGUCACUGCGCUUUGACAACCCUGUUGCGAACACAAUUCGCGAGGCAGUCAGCGACCAGGUGAUCCCCCUGUCAGAGCCGGUUAUGGGUCGCGACGGCAAGUUGAUGAGCGAGGUCCACGUCAAGGCUGGGACGACGAUUUUCCUCCCCAUCAUGAACGUGAACCGCAGCAAGGAAAUCUGGGGCGAGGACGCGGACAAGUUUAACCCAGACCGUUUCGGUGUUGGUGGUGUCCCGCACAAGCACGUCCCAGGCGUGUUUGGCAACCUUCUCACAUUCCUUGGCGGCGCGCGCAACUGCAUUGGAUACCGGUUCGCCCUGGUUGAGAUCAAGAUGAUGCUCUUUGUGCUCAUGCGCUCGUUUGAGUUUGACCAGCUGCCAAGCAAGCCGGAAUACGAGGCCAAGUCUGCGAUUGUGAUGCGGCCCCGCGUUGUUGGCGAGGAGGAUGCUGGACUUCAAAUGCCGCUGCUUGUGCGGGUGCUGGAUCAGUGA